Molecule: messenger RNA, 1058 nt
Organism: Labeo rohita (rohu)
Lineage: Eukaryota; Metazoa; Chordata; Actinopteri; Cypriniformes; Cyprinidae
Exons: 8
Coding region: 102-869 (255 amino acids)
Source: RefSeq, a predicted model, not a curated record
GUAUUUUUUUCCUUACAUACACAUAUAUGCAUGAUGGCUCUAGAAUGACAUCAGAACACUACAUUCUCAAAGUUUAGUUGUAAAGGUCGUGUGUUGGGUUGAUGGAGGGCAGAAGGACACGUGAGAUGCCAAAACCCGCAGAUGUGAUGAUAACCACGCCGUUAUAUCAACAACACCAGCAGUAUGAAAUCGCCAAGUUCCUGAAGACCAAGCCAUUGUUUUUGGGGAUUUUGGAAAUAUUGCUAGCCUUACUGGCACUCGGUUUGACGAUCUGGAUAAAGUGUUAUUUUCUUCUCUGGUCACCAAUCAUUUACAUUAUAAUAGGAGCUGUAACAGUCUCGGCUGCACACACACUUAAACCAUGUCUGGUCAAAGCCUCACAAAUGAUCGGAUAUGUAAAUUUUGCAAUAUCUGCUUUCUCCCUGUUCUUUCACUUCAUCUUGAUUUUUAUUAUUAUGGAUGUGUCCAUCUAUGUCCUUCUCGCCUGUGAUAUUCUGAUCUUCAUCUUCUCUCUUGUUAUUGCCAUAAGCUACUGUUCCUGUUGCUGCAACCCAGAGUCAACCCCUGUCAUGGUCAGUUGUGUGACCACACAUUUGCCUGUCAUGCAUAUGGGCCAGCUGUACCCUUCUGCAGUGGCCCAGCCUGUUAGUUCGGUCAUGUACAUGUUCCCACAUGGCUCAGUCCCAUCUGCUCCUCUGCCAAAUUAUGGUCCCGUCCCCACUGCAUCUGCACCAAUGUACACUCCAGUACAAACAACACCUCCACCCAACUACGACAAACUCUCAGAUGCACUUCCACCAAACUACAGUCCAGUCCCAAGUUCACCUCCACCAGCAUAUGAGUAUGAAGAUUUGCAGACCAGAAGGUGAACUAGAUCUCAAACACAAAUGGGAAUAUUUGAUGUUUGCAGAUGGAAAACCAAAAAUAUAUUUGUAAAUCAAUGAUGAGAAACAUUUAUAAGAGUCUUGUUUUCAUUAUUUGGGUUCCUUAUCCCCCAAAAGUUUGUUUCAUUUGAUAUGACUUUACAAAGUGACAAAAUAAAUUCUUAGUUUGCUUAA